UUUGCUCUCGACGAUAUAAGCGGCAGUAUCUCGCUUCUCAAAAUAAAGGCAAAGGUGCCUAUGAAAAAGAAAAGUGUUCUAGUGUGUGGAUGGCAUGUUCGUUCGAUUUUUCUGAUAUUAUGGAAGGUGGUCACGUUCUGCUUGAAUGUGUGGAUGAAGGCAGUAUUGAAAAAGUCAGAAGUUUAUUGGAAUCACAGUUAUGCAACGUUGACGAAACAGAUCAAAGUGGACGAACUGCACUUCACCUCGCUGCUUUGCGAGGAAAAACAGAUCUUGCCAAUGUUUUGAUCCUUGGAGGAGCAGAUGUAAAUUUUCGUGAUAAACAAGGGAAUACACCCCUACACUGGUGUGGCAGUAUAGACACCAUUGAACUGUUGGUUGAUAGUGGUGCCAGUUUGUACCUACGCAACAAGAUGGGACUUACUCCAAAAGAACUAGCAUACAGAAGAGGAGUUGCUCCAGAAGUCCUGGAUUUGCUUGCACACUUUGAGUCUCAAACUAACAAUCAUGAUUCGAGAGACCAAAUGGUCACUCGAGUUUCUGUUUUAACAUCAGCUGCUAAUGCCAGUGACAGACUUAGCUCCAUCACCAGUGAACAAGUAAACAUAACAAGACACAGACAGGCAGUUGGGUUUUGGCAAGAACUGUCUUGUGAACUGGGAGUGCAAAAUACUUUGCUCUGUCUGCUUGGUCUUCUUGGCUUUUCAUUUUAUGUAGCCUACAUUCUGACUGGAAUGCACCAAGGAAUUCAGGUCAGAAUUCCUGUUCAAGAAGCAGAUAUUUGAUAACAUCAUUGUUAUCUUUAUCAUUUCGUCAAAAUUCUGCUAUGUUAUGGGCUGUAUGCAAUGAUUUUAAAUGCAUUUGUCUAAUCCUGGCAUGAUAUCGUGUAAUACUUAUUAGCAUUAAUAACAAAGCAUUUUCAUGCCUUCAGGAGAAAUGGAACUUGUACAUGCUUAUUCAAAUCAGAUGCUUAAUCUUUAACGUGGCACAGUAAGCAUAAGUUGUACUGUUUAUUUCAGUAGUCAUUAACAUUCUAAAUCAUGUCCAUCAUGUAGUCAUGUAGCUUUAAACAAACAAAACUUUUACCAUAAAAUUUACUAAUUGCUAUGAAAAUACCACAAGGGGGUUGAGUUAUGAGCACAUUGACACACUUAAUAACAACACAUCAUGAUCAUGCAACGAUCUUGGGAAAGCACCCAGUUGUGUAUCACAUGAAUUACCUAUCAUUAUCACCUUGAAGUUUUGUGUAACAAGUUGUCACGGACCUGUCCGUGCCUCCAUGUUUUAGGUUAGUUUAUUAACCUUUCGCUACUUAUGAACUGCAAGAGUAGAGAGCAUAUAUGGGAGAAUAAAGGAGAAUGUCAGCGGGAAAGGGGUUAACCCUGACAUGGCGUAUUUGGUGAAUAGUUCAGUCGAAGAAUUUUUGGCGGGAACUAGGUUAAACAAUUACUCAGGCCCAUGCCUGAGUCACGAUUUGUAAAUCUCCAUAGUUGAGAUUACAUAGUAGAGCAGGGUAGUGUCCAUCGACGCUGGAUGCGGCGCGAUAUUGACCCUUGGUGUAUUAGCCUCGCCUAGACGAGUUUUUUCGCGGAGUGAGCUAAUUGUUGGAGCCCUUUUGAAGGAGGAAGAAUCACCUCCCCAGACCAUUCCUCGAUCGCCUUUGAUACAACACCCAGCAGCGCCUGGGCUCGGGCAACCGUCGGCCUCGUGACGUCACCGUGGAGUACCGCUGCUGUGACUGCGGGAACCCUCUCCCCGACACGGCCAUUGUGUAAGCCCUUGGAGUGUCAUCCGGCGCUGAGUUACACGUGGCGAUCAAAGAGUUUCCUAGCCCCUCGGGGAAGGAAAACCCGCUUCGAGUGGAUUACAAGUGUGAUUUGUGUUAUUCGUAUUCAAACUGACAGAGGAUGCGAAGGGUGACAACCCAACGCUAGUCAUGGCUCUUAGGCUCCGAACUGUAUGGUUACAGGCAACUGAUAUUUUGAAGAGGCACCGAGAAGAAGCUUAGCAAGGGUGUGUUGGUGAGUCAGUGUACGUGGUUAGGAACUGAUACAUCGAGGACUAGAACAUUUGAAACUGUUGUAAGCUUUGAACUGAGGGAUUGAGGGAAGAGUAGAGGCUAUCGCAUUACCAUAUGUUUACUUGUCAUAUUUGGUUUUUCACCAUCUUCUCUAAAGCUCGGGGCGUUGAGACAUUUUUAUAUAAAUAUAUUUAUCUGUGUUUCAUGUCGUAAAGUCCUGAGCAACUUCAUAACAUGAUUUGGACAGCCUCA
Molecule: messenger RNA, 2272 nt
Organism: Pomacea canaliculata
Lineage: Eukaryota; Metazoa; Mollusca; Gastropoda; Architaenioglossa; Ampullariidae
Product: ankyrin repeat domain-containing protein 46-like
Exons: 3
Coding region: 90-785 (231 amino acids)
Molecular function (GO): protein binding
Source: RefSeq, a predicted model, not a curated record